AUGGAAUCUUUUGAGGACUCAAAUUGUCCAUCGUUGAGUGAUACGUUUUCUAUGUACGAGCGUUAUAUGAGAAGUUUUAAUGUAAAAGAAAAUUUUGAAGAACACAACAGUGCAUCAUCCUCAAGCGUAGCGAGUUCCAAUGCAGGGAACAUUGACCUGUCCAUUGUUGUACCACAACAUGUAACGUCUCAUGUGUGCGAGUCUCAACUGUACGAAAACAUUGGAAAGGAUAGUGACUCUGAAAAGGAGAAAUCAAUAUUUCUAGUGGCAUCUAUAACAUCCUCUGACAAUACCGACCUUGCCGAUGCUAGAACUGAUGAGCCCAGAAGUGUUAAACCUGUGUUUAUAUCCUCUAUGAUGGAGAACAGCAACAAUGCUGUUGACAGUGUGCCACUAUUUGAUGCAAAACACGAAAACGUGUUUAAACUACCGAUUAGUGAACUCUCGUUUAAUGGUACACUAAAACAUGUGCAGAGGUUAAAGCCUAUUGUAGAUCCUAUAACAGCUUUAGGUACCAGCUUAAAUUAUGAUUGUGAUACUAAAAGCAGUGAUGGUAAAAGUGAAGUACAGGUUAUAAGUGAUACUAAUAAUGAACGUUUAGUAGAAAGUAGUUCUGACUCUCAAUAUCAGGUUAAAAUGAAGGAUUCAGAGGCCUAUGAUAGUAACUCAAAAUGGAAUGAUCAAAGUUAUUCCUCACCUGAUGCGUCUUUCGAUAGUGGACUACGUUCACCGGAUAUGUUCUCCGAAGCGGAUGACAGUGAAGCUGAGGAUGAGCCAGAACCGUUUUGGUCAUUUCUUAAAGAUGUAGAGUUAUUUGAAAAGAAAAAAAUGAAAAAGAUUCAGGAAACUCUCCAAGGUGUAUUACCUCCGCCAUCUGUGACCACUAUAAAAACAGAUGUCACUCAAAUGCUCAACAAGUACUAUACCUUCCUACCGCUUUUUAACUCCGACCAACAUUUAAAUGUAGAAGAAAACUCUAAGACACCAACAAAGAAGGUUUCAUUCAUUCAAGUACCAGAAACUUGUGAGUCUACGCCAGCUGAAACUGGAAUCUCUUUGAAGGCAGAAAAAUUAAAUAUAUCCACAGAUUCUAAAUUGGAUAUUAAUUCUAGUAUAAAUGAUAGAAGCAUUGAAUUGAAACAAAGCUCAGAGACAGAAGCUAAGGAAAAUGGUUGGCCCACAGUUAUGAAAUGCAGAUACCAUGAUGUUUACUAUAACUUAACUAAUCAUUCAGAAAAGUAUGAAAGAUUAUUGCUACGGUAUGCCGAGAGGUUCAUUGGUGCUGAAACAGACACAAGCGUUAACAUAUACUCUGGAGGACUGCAGUCACCAAGCAGUGCUAGUAAAUGGAAAGCAUUGAGACUUAAAAUGGCACAAGCAAAAUCGCCCGGACGUCGUUUGUCUCACUUAGCUCGCCGCCGCCAAGCAUUUUGCAGCGCCUCCACUAUCAAUGAAAAAACUGCAUCUAAUACCAAAAUGGUUCUCAUUGAUAAAAAUUAUUUUCCGCACAGGAAGUUAGUAAACUCAACCGACAGAAGAAGCCCCAAGAACCGUCGUACACCUGGUAAGAAGACACCUAGACGAACCUCUGGAAGCAAAACACCGUCUAAAACACCUAAAACAGGUGGUUCAAGCAAGAAAAAAGCAAUGAGACGGUUGCUCAUGGAUGACAAAUUAUCUAAAACUCAACCAAACAGAGAGACCUUGAAAAGAGCACUAUUCAUUAGUCCAGACAACAAGCAGACCAUAUCCAGAACGAAUAGCAUGUCUGUUCCAAACCAAGCUAUUAAGUCGAGAAGAUCUUUAUUUGGAUCUCCCAUACGACAAGCUGAGACUAAAAGUAUGGAUGGCACAUCAAGUGACAACUUUUUGAAGAGGAAAAGAGAUGAUGAUGAUAUAGAUACAAAUAGAAGUAAAAUAGCUAAGAGUUUGUCCUUUGGUGGUGAUACUCUGGACUGUCCACAGUCUAUACCGUUGAAUAGAAGAGCAUCGGAAAUGCUGUCGUCUAAAAAUAGUGCUGAAUUGAAUGAACUGCAUAAAAAGAAACUGCUCUGGGCUGUAUCAGAAGCCCUACGCUUACACGGCUGGCGUAUGUCCUCGCCUGGCUUCAAAGAGAAGGCUUCUCUUCUAGCGCGGUUAACCAGGAAACUCCUCACUCUUCCCGCUCAUUCUGCGAAAUUGAACGCACCAAAACUGUCUACCUCCGACACAUUAUUCAAAUUAGCAAAGCAGUACGUCUUCGCAAUCAUCCAAGGCAGAACUGUAGACGAGUGUUUCCAAGACGAACAGAUAAAACUGGCAAAUGAGUCAAACAAACUAAGUGGCUAUAUAUCCGCUUCCGCCUACCAACAGCUCAAAAACAAACCACUUAUAAGCCAGGUGAAGGAAAACUGCUCAGAUCUGAUGAAGCCAGAAUCCAAGAGUGUGAUGAAGAAUGUGCUGCAAGACAAGAUGUUGAACGUAGACUCAAACUCGAACAGUAGUUGUACGAGUAUAUUCGAUAAGGUGGCUCUGAAAUCAAAUUCUAUGCCCUCGUUCGAAGAUGCAGCUAAAAUGAGAGCGAAAAGACAGAUCAGCUUUGAUAAUGUUGAUUUUCCUAAGCGAUGA
Leptosia nina is the source of this 2607-nucleotide messenger RNA. NCBI's taxonomy places the organism in Eukaryota, Metazoa, Arthropoda, Insecta, Lepidoptera, Pieridae. The record is from the annotation of a GenBank genome assembly.